This is a messenger RNA of Melospiza georgiana, 2016 nucleotides long. RefSeq names its product VRK serine/threonine kinase 2 (gene VRK2). The transcript is spliced from 14 exons. The record is from RefSeq and is a predicted model, not a curated record. Gene Ontology annotation, biological process: signal transduction; peptidyl-serine phosphorylation. NCBI's taxonomy places the organism in Eukaryota, Metazoa, Chordata, Aves, Passeriformes, Passerellidae. Bases 80 to 1735 code for a protein of 551 amino acids. Gene Ontology annotation, molecular function: ATP binding; protein serine/threonine kinase activity. Gene Ontology annotation, cellular component: cytoplasm; nucleus.
CCGGCUGCUGCGGAAGUGCCCGGCUGGGAAGUUUGCGGCCGGCGGCGAGGGGAGGCCGGGGGGGCUCUGUGGAGGUACCAUGCCGCCCAAAGGUCCCGGCAAAGGCAAGCUGCCAGUCCCGCUCCCUAAAGACAUGAUCCUGAAAGACACCGAAGGAAAAACCUGGAGGCUGGGCAAUCAGAUCGGCCAGGGAGGAUUUGGCCUGAUCUAUUUAGCGUCCCCUCAAAUUCAGGUUCCUGUAGAAGAUGAUGCAGUGCAUGUCAUUAAAGUGGAAUAUCUUGAAAAUGGCCCCUUGUUUUCUGAGCUGAAGUUUUACCAGAGGGCAGCAAAACAAGAGCAUAUAAGAAAAUGGAUGAAUCUCAAAAAAAUAAGAUGUUUAGGAAUUCCAGUGUUUUGGGGAUCAGGCCUGGCUGAGUACAAGGGAAAAAGCUACAGGUUCAUGGUCAUGGAGAGACUGGGGCAAGACCUCCAAAGAAUCUUUGAAGAUUGUGGCAGCAGGUUUAAGAAGGAGAUUGUUCUGCAACUUGGGGCACGGAUGUUGGAUACUUUGGAGUACAUACAUGAAAAUGAGUAUGUCCAUGGGGACAUUAAAGCAGCAAAUCUUCUGCUGGGCUACAGCAAUCCACAUGAGGUUUAUCUUGCAGAUUAUGGACUUUGCUACAGAUAUUGUCCCAAUGGGAACCACAAACAGUAUCAGGAAAAUCCUAGGAAGGGCCAUAAUGGGACAAUAGAGUUUACCAGCAUAGAUGCCCACAAGGGAGUAGCCCCAUCCAGACGAGGUGACCUUGAAAUCCUUGGCUACUGCAUGCUGCACUGGCUGUGUGGGAAGCUGCCCUGGGAGCAGAACCUCAAGGACCCUGUAGCUGUCCAGAGUGCGAAAACAAAACUUAUGGAUGAGCUCCCAGAUUCAGUGCUGAGGUGGGAUCCUCCUGGAAGCAGCUGCAGUGAAAUAGCCAAGUUCCUGGCCUCUGUUUCUGGCUUAGCUUAUGCUGAGAAGCCCAAGUAUCACGUGCUGAAGAAGAUCCUGCUGGAUGGGCUGGAGUCGAGCGGGAUGCGCUACGACGGCCCCCUGGAAUUUUCCACAGCAGCAGCAGCGUGCGCACGGAAUCACCUCGCUGCCAAGCUGUCCAGGGUUCGCCUCCCAAAGCCUCCAGCAAAAGCAGCUCAGCAGAAGGGAAAAAAGCCACAAGGUGAAGAAGCUGCCUAUCAAAACCAAGGCGCACAGCUCCUGGAAGAAGGAAAGCCAAGCACACGGAGCAGGAGGCGUCCCCAGGCAGAGCUGCAGCAGCAAACACAGUUACUGUCUGUACCUCAGUGGGCUCCCUUGGCCAGGCCUUCCCUAAAGCCAGAGCAGCAGAAGGAGGACAUGGGGCAAGAGGAGCAAUCCAGCUACCUGGGCAGGCCCCAGACCCGGGGAACACGCCGGCAGCUCCACGUGGAAGAGAAGCCACUUCCAUUUUACACUACACAGCAGGAGCCUGAGCACCCAAAAAAGGAAGACACUGCAAGAGAGCUGCCACCAUUUGACCCCUACAGAAUACUCUCAGAAUCCCGAAAGAAACUCAAUCACCUUGUAACUCCAGUUCCUGCAGCAGUGUCCCAGCCUGGUGCUGACACCACUCAUCCCUCUCUCUCUGCUGUGUUUAAGCUUGCAUUUGCUGAUCAAACCUACCCCUACACUGCAGCUGUUCUGGUGCUUCUGGUGCUCAUUGUCCUGUCCUUGUAUCUGCUUUGAUGUUGCUGUUCCUGUGUCUUCAGUGGGAGUGCAGUGGUGCUCCCACAAUGCAGCUUUUUCUUAGAAUUUCUUCAUUGAAGAUUUUAGUGUCAGGGGCUUGAAAAAGAAGUUUUUAAAUAAUCCUGUCAGUACAGGCCUUGUACAGGCAAGUUCUCAUCAGCACUCAAUAGUUAUGGAUUCUCUGAACAAUUUGUGUUGGCUUCUAUUUUAAAUGUUGAGAUUUUUUUUUGUUGUUUGUAACUGAACCUUUUGUUACAACAUUAAAAAAGUGUUAAAUACAA